Molecule: messenger RNA, 1572 nt
Organism: Cryphonectria parasitica EP155
Lineage: Eukaryota; Fungi; Ascomycota; Sordariomycetes; Diaporthales; Cryphonectriaceae
Product: S-adenosyl-L-methionine-dependent methyltransferase
Exons: 3
Coding region: 101-1384 (427 amino acids)
Molecular function (GO): O-methyltransferase activity
Source: RefSeq, a predicted model, not a curated record
CUAUCUGGCACUGGUACUGGCUUCCGGCUGCUCACCCUUCUAUCACCUGAAUCUGUUGUACAUUUGUUAUCAUUUCGUUCUUGGUUACCCGCAAGCAACCAUGCCUGACACAACUAUUUCCCUCCUCUCUGAGUCCAUCUUCAGGAAUAUCAAAGUUGUUGACUCGUACCUCAAGGCCAAUAAUCUUCCAGGCCCAAGCUUCGAUGUUGACGGCCCAACCUUCCUGGACAUCGGAUCUGAUGGAGAGCAUGUCGAAGAAGCUCGUGUAAAGGCCCUGGAGGCGGCUGUGGAGUUGGUCGACCUGCUGCAAGGUCCACUAGCGACUCUGCGUCCUCUGACCAACGGUGCCAGUCUACAAGCCAUCUCGAGGUGGAAUGUCGCGAGCAAAGUGCCCCUCGACGGCGAGGUGUCCUUCACUGACCUGGCCAAAGAAUGUGGUGUGAACGCGGUUGACCUGCGCCGCGUGCUCCGCUACGCCAUGUGCUACCACCGGCUCUUCUGCGAGCCGCGCGAGGGCUACGUGGCACACACGCUAGGGUCGCGCAAGCUGGCCGAGGAGCCCCUGCUGGGCGACGGGCUCUGGCUGCUGGGCGACCUGACGUACGCGGCGAUGCCCAAGACGGUGGACGCGCUCGAGAAGUGGCAGGACCAGGAGCCGUCGCACACGGCCAUCGCGCUCGUCUCAGGCAAGGAGGUGAGCACGUACGAGCUGAUGCAGGAGCUGCCCGGGUUCGCGCCCAAGUUCGCGCGCGCCAUGACCUCGUUUGCCAAGUACAACAACCGGUCCGCCAAGCUGCCGCGCAUCAACUUCGUGCCCACCAAGCCCUUCCAGACGCUGGGCAAGGCCACGGUCGUGGACAUUGGCGGGUCGCGCGGCACAGACGCCAUGCUGCUGGCCGAGAAGUACCCGGACCUGAGCUUCAUCGUGCAGGACCUGCCGCCCAUGAUUGCGAACGCCGAGGCCGCCGUGCCGCCGCCGCUGCAGGGCCGCAUCAAGUUCAUGCCCUACAGCUUCUUCACACCGCAGACGGUGUCGGCGGAUGCGUACCUGAUCAAGCAGUGUUUCCACAACUGGCCUGACCACUACUGCGUGCGCAUCAUCAAGAACCAGAUCCCCGUCAUGAAGCCCGGCACCAAGAUCAUCGUCAUCGACAGCCUGAUCCCUGCGCCUGGCACCAUGUCGCUGAUGGCGGAGAGAAUGGCCAGGGCUUUCGACAUGUUGAUGUUGACGCAAACCAACGGACGCGAGCGCGAGGCCGAGGACUGGAAGCAACUUUUCAAGCAGGCCGACGAGCGGUUCAAGGUGACCAGCAUGCACCCUCUGGCCUCUCCUGUCGACUUUGGACCUGCCACUGGCAUCAUCGAGGUCGUCUGGGAAGGCUGAAGGCGCCAAUCACACAAACACCGCCGUGUACUCUCUUUUCUUUUCCCCAGAUUAUCGCGUGUUGAGGGCGACACGUGUUGUUUUUUUUCUUGUUUUUUGAUCAUUCCAUCUUCGUCAGAAGCUUCCAAUCAUUUAGUUACAAUCAACAAGCAAUUGUAUCUCUCGGUCGUGGCCGCGUAGAUUUCCUC